UAUUUGUUUACAAAUUGCAGGCGGCGUGUUUUCUUUAAAUUAUUGAACUAAACAUUUAUCAACAAGUAAAAAGUUAUAAAAUGAGUUUCCUUAAGCCAAAAGAAGUAAUUGAAGAGGGUGAUACAGUUAUACUUUAUCUCACUGUAAAUUCGAUGCAUGCCAUUGAAGCAACACCAACAAUAGUCAACAAAAAGGGCGAAACCAUUGAAUAUAUAUUUCAAACCUCAUACGGCGCGUUAAAGGUGCGCAAUCUAAUUGGUGUCACUUAUGGUUCGCGGGUGGAACUCUCGAAAGGGUGGGCCUAUGUACUGCAGCCAAAUCCAGAAUUGUGGACCCAAACGCUGCCGCAUCGCACACAAAUCAUUUACACACCCGAUAUUAGUAUGAUACUCUUCCAACUCGAAGUUCGCCCUGGUUCAGUGAUAGUUGAAUCUGGUACUGGCUCAGGUUCACUGUCACAUUAUUUUUUACGUGCUAUUAAACCUUAUGGUCAUUUGCACACAUUUGACUUCCACGAAGCGCGAGUGCAACAAGCGCGUGAAGAAUUCGAACGACAUGGUUUAGGUGAUUUUGUAACCGUUUAUCAUCGCGAUGUGUGUCAACUGGGUUUUAGCAAUGAGUUGGAAGGCAAAGCGGAUGCAGUAUUUUUGGACUUGCCAGCACCUCAGCUAGCGGUACCAUUUGCUGCUAAAACACUUAAAACGGAAGGUGGACGUUUCUGUUCAUUUUCACCUUGUAUUGAACAGUCCCAACGUUGUUGCAUCGCUUUACAAGAACAUGGAUUCACAGAGAUUCGUUCAAUGGAAAUACUACAGCAGGAGCAUGUUGUUAAAACUAGAACAUUGCCCGUGCUAGAUUUAGAGUUCCUGAAGCACAAGAAACCCUCUUCUCAAAAAUUGGAUGAAUCGAGUACUAAUGAAAUCAAUGAAAAGACAGAUAAUGUAAAAACUCCGAAAGAAACCAAGAAAGUGCUCACAUCGUGUGCGCCACCUACCCUACCAGGCCACACAGGAUAUUUGACAUUUGCAACUCUUCCCCCAGCCUUCGUACGAUAGCAAAAGUUCUUCUACAAUUCAAUAUUAAAAAUAUGUUGUAGUACCAUAAAAUAAGUUUACAAUGUAUAAAUUGUCAGUUGUAUAAAUAUUUUUACAAACCCCCAAAAAACUAA
Bactrocera neohumeralis is the source of this 1168-nucleotide messenger RNA. RefSeq names its product tRNA (adenine(58)-N(1))-methyltransferase catalytic subunit TRMT61A (gene Trmt61). Gene Ontology annotation, cellular component: nucleus; tRNA (m1A) methyltransferase complex. The record is from RefSeq and is a predicted model, not a curated record. The transcript has 4 exons. Bases 81 to 1055 code for a protein of 324 amino acids. Gene Ontology annotation, biological process: tRNA methylation. Lineage: Eukaryota; Metazoa; Arthropoda; Insecta; Diptera; Tephritidae.